Messenger RNA from Cutaneotrichosporon oleaginosum, 2595 nucleotides. RefSeq lists its product as uncharacterized. NCBI's taxonomy places the organism in Eukaryota, Fungi, Basidiomycota, Tremellomycetes, Trichosporonales, Trichosporonaceae. Gene Ontology annotation, cellular component: chromatin; nucleus; HIR complex. Gene Ontology annotation, molecular function: nucleosome binding; protein binding. Gene Ontology annotation, biological process: DNA-templated transcription; regulation of DNA-templated transcription; chromatin remodeling. The record is from RefSeq and is a predicted model, not a curated record.
AUGAAGGUUAUCAAGCCCGCAUGGGUCGAGCACUCGACAGGCGACAAGCAGACCCGCAGCCCGAUCUACUCGAUAUCGGUGCAUCCUGACGGGACGCGCCUCGCGACUGGCGGCCAAGAUAACAAAGUCAAGAUCUGGAACACGCUGCCCAUCCUCGACCCCGCGGCGGCCGAGAACGAGCUCAACCACAAGCUGCUCUGCACCAUGUCCGCGCACACUGGCCCCGUCCUCACUGUGCGGUGGGCGCAUCACGGGCGAUUUUUGGCGAGCGGGAGCGACGACUCGGUGCUGCUUAUUUGGGACAUUGACCCCGCGGGCGGCGGCCGCGUCUUCGGCUCGGAGGAGGUCAACGUCGAGAACUGGAAGGCGCUGCGGCGCUUGGUUGGGCACAUUGCUGAUGUUGUCGACUGCGCGUGGUCGCGCGACGACACGAUGCUUGCGUCCGUUGGCCUCGACUCGAAGAUUAUCAUCUGGGACUGCACAAACAACUUUGAACGGAUGAUAACCAUCGACGCGCACGACACGUUCGUCAAAGGCGUGACGUGGGAUCCAGUGGGAAAUUUCCUCGCUACACAGUCCGAUGACAAGACCGUACGCAUCUGGAACACGGACACCUGGCAGUGCGUGGAGAAGGUGUCGAAGCCGUUCGAGCUGUCGCCAUCAUCAACCUUCUUCCGCCGCCUCAGCUGGUCACCUGAUGGCGCAUUCAUUGCCGCGUCCAAUGCCAUGAAUGGCCCAGUCUUCGUCGCGGCAGUCAUCGAGCGUGAGGGGUGGCAGUCGGACAUCUCGUUCGUUGGCCACGAGAACACUAUACAGGUCGCCGCCUUCAACCCACGUCUGUUCUUCCGCAUAGGCGACGAGCCAAGCCGCGUCAACGCUUCGUGUAUGGUCGCCCUUGGAGCGGACGACUUCUCAGUCUCCAUCUGGCGCAAUACGAUGCAUAAGCCAUUGACCGUCAUCCGCGACAUCUUCAACCGGGCGAUUCUUGACCUGUGUUGGUCCAAUGACGGGUUGUCCCUCUAUGGCUGCUCGGCCGAUGGCACCAUCAUGGCUGUCUCCUUCCGCAUUGAAGAGUUCCCGGAACUAGGCCUUCCAGAGAUGACCCAGAUGAUCUUGGACGAGUACAAGUACAAGCCGGCGCGCAAGCGCAAGGCACUCACCCUCGGCCCAUCUUCCAGCUUCGCGGCACCCGCACCGGGGGGCGAGGAAAAGGUCAACAUGCUUCAGCCUCGCAAGGGCAAGCCCAAGCCGCGCAAGAUCAACUUGCAUGGUACAAUGGCGGGCGGUGCCGUCGGCGCCAACGGCCGAUCAUCAUCAUCUAUGAGCAUGGGAGGAAGUGGCGGUCGCGCGCCUCUUCAGCGGCCAGAGGACAACAUUGGUCGGUCGCCACAACGGCCUGUGCUGCACACUGAGCCACGCGGCGGUGCGCUGGACGCAUUUGCUCGCGCUGCCGACGAGCCAUUGAGUAUGGGCAGCAGUUCUGCCGCUCGGGCGCAUAUGUUGGAGGGCGCACGCGGGAUAUUCGACGACCGCGAUCGCGACCGCGCGCGCGGGCGUGCGUACGACGACAGGGAGUAUCCGCGCGGAGGUGAGAAGCGCAAGGCGAGCAUGAGCGGAGACGACGACUAUGGGCGACCCACGAAAGGGCGGAGUCUCGGACCAUCGCGAGCGUUGCCACCGGUGCAGGAGAUUCGUGCGCCCUUGGUCACCAUCUCCGGCGGCAGCCUCGGCGGCGGCGUCCAGCCGCUUCCCUUCCCUCGCCCGCAAACCGGCAUCCAGACGAACCAGGAAGAUGGCAAUGGCUCAUUCAAGGCGGUGAAUGUCGAAUCGCCGCAGGGGUACUCUGUCACCUUCUCGCAGGGUGGGAGCGACCUCUGGAUGGACUUCCUUCCCUCCCCUGCCAUUAUCAUUGCGGCAACGUCUCAGUUCUGCGCGGUCACAUGUCUCGAUGGCACUGUGCGCACAUACUCGACUGGUGGGAGGCAACUUGACAGCUUUAAGCUUGCCACGCCCGCCACCGACAUCGUUGGCAGUGACGGACGGUUGCUAAUCCUUGCCGCCGAUGGCAAUCUUUCUGUAAUCGAAGUGAAGAGCCGGCGUCAGUUCAUCCCACCGACCUCCGUGCGCCACCUCAUCCCGGACGCGGCGGGAGGCGACCAGCAGCCCGUCGAGACAUUCCUCCGCCCGAAUGGAACACCUGUGUUGGUGACCUCUGAGCCGGCCGCCUGGGCGUUUGACCGCGACAUUGGCGUGUGGAGCCAGAUUGCGGCAUCCUGGUGGUCUGCCAGCCCAUUGAACGAAAACGAAGGGCGGACGCGCAACGGGCGAUCAGGGCCGAAUGGGCCGCUGGCCGAGAUUGAGGCCAAGGUCACCGCGAUGCGUCGUGACGCCCCGCCUGAUCCGAAGCCCAAGUGGUGGAACGAGUCGAUGGCGUGCGGGCACUACGAGACGCGCUUGCGGGGUGCGCGUCUGCUCGGCUCCAAGGAGGAGUACCGCCACUGGCUGAAGGAGUACGCAAAGUACCUUGCGGACGAGAGCUUCCGGGAGCGCGCCGAGGACGUGCUUGCCGAGCUGAUGGGGCCGAUCUUCCAGUGA